Callithrix jacchus (white-tufted-ear marmoset) is the source of this 893-nucleotide messenger RNA. The record is from RefSeq and is a predicted model, not a curated record. NCBI's taxonomy places the organism in Eukaryota, Metazoa, Chordata, Mammalia, Primates, Cebidae.
CGGGGGUCAAUUCAAGUCAUGCAGGCUGUAAGAAACGCGGGGUCGUGUCUCCUGUGGACUUGGCCCCCAGACAACUGGGGUCAUGGUCAGGACGCCGGCCCGGAUCAUCCACACAGGCGCCCGGCAGCUGCAAGACACUGCGGUCAAGCAGGAAGUUGAAGAGAAGACGGCAGCUCCCAGACACACCAGCUUCAGCAUUUACCCUCCUAUUCCAGGAGAGGAGAGCUCUCUGAAGUGGGCAGGAAAGAAGUUUGAGGAGAUCCCAAUCACACACAUUAAAGCAUCCUACAACAACACACAGAUCCAGGUAGUCUCUGCCAGUAACCAGCCCCUUGGCCAUGCUUCCUGUGGCACAGAGGGAUUUUGGAAUGCCAGGAAGGGCACAAGCAUCACAGCACAGACAGCAGGCAUAGCCGCAGCGGCGAAAGCUAUCCAAAAGGGUGUGACCCACAUCCGAGUUGUGGUGAAAGGCCUGGGGCCAGGACGCUUGUCUGCCAUCAGUGGACUGACCAUGGGGGCCUGGAAGUGAUCUUAAUCACAGACAACACCCCCAUCCCGCACAACGGCUGCUGUCCCAGGAAGGCUCAGAGGCUGUGAUGGGAAGGAAGCCUGCACUUGGACCUGGCGUCAAGCCUCAGCUCCAGUGAGACCUUGUAGAAAGCUCCCUGCCAGAGCUCUAUCCAGAAUAUGCUUGUUGGAGAUCCUUCAGACAGUAAGGGUGAGCUUUGCCUCCUUACACAGUGGCCUUUGCUUAUACCCCCAGCUGGAGAUAACUGUGCCCCAGAAGUGACAUUUGCAUCUUGUGACAAGAGGGGAGCUAUGGGGGCAGCCGUAGCCUAGGCCCAAUGUGUGCUCUGAGAAAAUAAAAUAUCUGUACCGGCAAAAAAUAAAUA